AUGAACGAGAUUGCCUAUCCCCAGACCCAAUUCCAAAGAUACUCAUCUCGCCAAAUUAACAAGGUUACUUACUACUGUCAAUCUCUGAAUGCUCCUGAGAAGGAUGUUUCCGAAAAGAAAAACCAAAUAUAUUAAUGGUUGAGAAAUUUGCCAACGCCACAAUUGGAGCAAGUAUUAUCCUUCACCUCUUAUUACAGAGUUCAUUCCUUUCUAAAGAUGUUUAAACAGGAUUAAAAUUUGCUUCAUGAAUAUUUCGAAUUAGCUUAAUCCCCAUAUGAGGUUAAUGUAAAAAUCAAAUUACAUCAAUACUAUUAUGUGAGAGAGUGCAAUAGAAUAGAUAUGAAUGCGCAAUGGAGAUCUGCCUAAUAAGUAUUAUUUGCACUUAAACUAUAGUAUAUUCUUGAUCACACCUACAUCUCAGAUUAUGAAUGGCUUUUAGACACUAUUACAAUUAAAGGCAAUAUUGAGGAGAUUAUUUAAUCGUUUGAAAUACUAUCCAAAUCAUAAAUAUUCACAAAAAAUUGGAGAAUCGAGACCAAUGAGGACGAGGAAUACUCAGAAAUUAAUUUUGAUUCAUAAUAAAAUCAAAAAAUGUUCUGGACCCUAUCAGAACACAUCGUAAACGAAAUUGAAAAGGCCAUCUUAAUUAAAUUCUAAUAAUUUGAACAGAAAUGCACUUAUACUAAAUAGGAUUAAUUAUUUAACUUUCAUUAAAUUGAGUUAAAUUUCAAUAAUAUCAAUUAUGAGGCUGAAACUCAAGAAUUUUACAAGGUUUUGGAACUCUCUCAAGGGGAAAUGUAGUUUAUAGAUGAAAAAGUGCUUUUAUAAAGUUGGCUUUAGCAUAUUAAAUGUGAAAGUUUAAGUUUGAAGAAUGUUGAUAAUGAAAUCCAACAUUUCCUUUAAGAGAAGGAUCUAAUCUUUUAAUCUCCUCUUAAGUACACAAUUACGGAAUCCUUAUUGUUUUGCAAAUAUCUAAUUUGUAAAUAAUUAAGAAAUUAAUUUCCAUUAAAAAAACCAGUUGAGGAGAAUCUAAAAGAGAAAAAAAAACCAAAAUAAAAGCUUUCUGAUUUGAAACUAUUCCAAAAUCCAGUUCCUGUUCCAGUUGAAGAUUAAUCAUUAAAAUCAGUCGUUUCCUAUUUUUCAAAUUCUGGAAAAUCAAAAAUAUUACCAGAAACUGAAUAAAGACUAUUUAGUACCCAUUUAGAAGAAAAAGAGUAGUAAAUAUAUGAACAUUCGACAGGUUUUAUGAAAAAAUUGAUUGAAACUGUUUUGAUUGAACUUGAGAAUUUUAAAUAAUAUAAAAAGAAACUCAAAAAAGUCAAAAAUACUAAAAAAUAGUAAGUAAUUGAAGUUGUGCAACCAGAACCUGCAGUAUAAUAAGAAUCUUAGAAUAUUAUAAAAGAUGAUGAAUGGAAUGACAAACCUAAGUCUAAAAAAUAGAGAAAAAAGCAGCUUGAAAAACAAAGAAAAAAAGACAAUUUAGAGAGGAAGAAGCUUAAAUAAAUGAACCAAUCUCAAUAGCUUAGUGUAUAAGAAGAUGAAAAAUUAGAGAAAUCAUCUAAAUCUUCGAUCAAGGAUGAUAAUGAGGAUAUCGAGAAUCAAAAUGAGAAUGAUUCUUAACAAAAUAAUAAUGAAGAACUUAUAUUUGAAUAAUAGUAAAAGAAUGAUAUCAUCGAAAAAGUUACUCAAGAAAUUCCUAUUAUCAUUAACUCUGUACCUGAUGAUGAAAGUGAUUACAUCGAAGUAUAGAAUAAAAAGCAAUAGAAAAAAUAAAGUAAGUCAAAAUCAUCCAGGCACAAGAAACAAUCAAAUAAGAAAGACAAAGAAUUUUAAGACAAUUAAUCAUUACCAGAUGAGUAGUAGUACAUUCCAUUGCUAAAGAAAUCUACCUCAUAAUCAGUUCAAAAGAAUAAUCGUCACCAAUAUGAUGAGCUUAAAUUAGAAAGGAUGCCAUCUCAAUAGCAAAACAGAAUUACACUUUAAAAAAAGGAGAGUGGAAUGAAUAAAAUACAAAGAUCAGGUUUAGUUAAGUCGAAAGCUCAACAGAAAGAAUAGAAACUGUAUACAUAUGAUUUAGAUCAAGCCCAAUUAUAAAAGAUCUAUAAAACAAUAUUGGAAUAAAAGAUUACGAAUGAUGUCAAAUAAAUAUAUCAGAAAGAAAUUGAUUAAUUUAAUAGGUAUAAAGCAGCGAGAGACAUUUCAAUACAAAGGGUCUAACAUGUUAUUAAAUCAUAUUUUAAGAAUUGUGACACUUAAAUCUUUGGAUCCUCUACUACUGGCUUAGCUCUAAAAGAUAGUGAUGUUGAUAUGGUUGUUUAUGGUCUACAAGUAUUCACAAAAUAACAGUUGUUUGAACCUAUGAGAAGAUUGAUUGAGAUUUUCACUGAAUUAAAAUGGGCUGUGUAAUGCAAACAUAUAUUUCAAGCUUCAGUGCCACUCAUUAAAGUCUUAGUAGAUCCUUCCAUAGACUUUCUUUCAUUUAAAGGAGAACCAAAAUACAUUAUCAUGUAAUGCAGGAACCUCGAUCUCAAUUUAAAAUAUGGAGAUCCAAGUUAACAUAUCUUCAUUGAUAUAACAUUUGAAUUGGCUCCUUCGUAUGCAAUAUAUAAUCCAUAUAUCUAAGCAUUCAAUAUUGGAUUUCAAUCAACACAAUUCACAAUUGAUAUAUGUGGAAAAAUCCAAGGAUUUUCAGAGGUUGCAAUAUAUCUAAAGAAACUGCUUAAGAUAAAGGAUCUGAAUGAUUCAUAUACGGGUGGUAUUAGUUCAUUUUGUUUAACAAUAAUGCUGGCAGCCAUUGGAUAAGAUCACAGUAUAGGUUAAAAACUGAUAAAUUUCUUACAUAAAUAUGGAUGUAAUUUUGAUCCAAACAAAUGGGCUAUCUAUUUGGAUGAAAAAGAAUAAAAUAAUUUUUACAACAUUGAAGAUGAAUAGUCAAAUCAACCACUUACUAUUAUUUCACCAAUCAAUUUACAAAAGAUUCAAAUCAAUGUUACUAAGAUACAAACUAUAUUGUAAUUAUUUCAGCAAUUGUAUGUUGAAAUAAUGCAGAAUAUUGAUUAGAUAGAAUCUUGUUUGCAGAAAAGGAUCAAUCAGAAAGAACUAUUAGAGAAUUACAAUAGUCACUAAAUAUCAAAAUUAGUUGACCUUGUCUCUUGGCAAUGUUCUAAUCUACUUGAAAGCCACAUUUAAUGA
This is a messenger RNA of Paramecium tetraurelia, 3192 nucleotides long. RefSeq lists its product as uncharacterized. NCBI's taxonomy places the organism in Eukaryota, Ciliophora, Oligohymenophorea, Peniculida, Parameciidae. The record is from RefSeq and is a predicted model, not a curated record. Gene Ontology annotation, cellular component: nucleolus; TRAMP complex. Gene Ontology annotation, biological process: RNA 3'-end processing. Gene Ontology annotation, molecular function: poly(A) RNA polymerase activity; mRNA binding. The transcript is spliced from 7 exons.